AUGAAUCCAACAGCAUUUCUCUGUGGCUUUGAAGAAAAAGGACUGAGACAUGACAGCCUAGACUAUCACUUCAGUAAAGAGAAAAAAAAGAUAUUUUCUUUCUGUGAUGUCUGCAAUAUACAGUUGAACUCAGCAGCACAGGCUCAGGUUCAUUACAAUGGGAAGUCUCACUUGAAAAGAGUGAAGCAGCUGAAUAAUGGGAAACUACCUACAAAUACGUCCACAGGCACUUUAUUGGCAGGUUCCAACACAGGUGGUACGUGCCAUACUGCAACACUCCCCACCCUCGUCCGAACACCUGCACUCGUGAUGCAGCCCCCUUUGGAUGGCAAACCGUAUGUGUCCUUUCCAGUGGAUGGCAGCUCGACUGUUGGACUCUUCCCCAAUUUUAACACUAUGGAUCCAGUGCAAAAAGCCGUCAUAAACCACACGUUUGGUGUGUCACUCCCCACAAAGAAGAAGCAAGUCAUAUCCUGUAAUGUCUGUCAACUUCGCUUUAACUCUGACAGCCAGGCCGAGGCCCACUACAAAGGAAGUAAACAUGCCAAGAAAGUCAAAGCGCUAGAAGCAACGAAAAAUAGACCCAAAGCUGGUGCUUCCAAGAACAGUGCAAAGGCUAAUACGAAUGGCUCCUCCACACCGGUCCCGGCCAGCAUCACUGACAAAUCAGAAGACAGAGCAAAACUGAAAGCUAACGACUCUGGUCAGCUUCCAAAUACUGAAGUGGUCACUUUUAUAGCUGAGUCUAUAACAACAGAAGCUGUCACAACCACAGCAACACGGUCAUCAUCAGCUUCCUCCAGUCGUACAAAUGGAACACCCCAUGCCAUUUUGGAAUCAGAGGAAGAGAAAGCCAAAAACUUGCUUUAUUGUUCUUUAUGCAAAGUUGCUGUGAACUCCCUGUCACAGCUAGAAGCACAUAACACUGGUGAGUAUCUGCCAGGAUGUGUGCCACGUUUCAUUUUCAUACGAUUAGCUCCAUCCAAUAAAAUCCUUGAUGAACAUUUUGUUUUAAAAUUUCAGCACAUUUCCAGCAGAAGACACAAGGACAGAGUUGCAGGAAAGCCAACAAAACCAAAAUAUAGUCCUUAUAACAAACUACAGCGUAGUCCAAGUAUUCUAGCAGCAAAACUUGCGUUCCAGAAAGAUAUGAUUAAACCCUUGACACCUGCUUUUCUUUCAUCUCCUCUUGCCGCGGCUGCCGCCGCCGCCGCCGCCGCCGCCGUAUCUACUACUUUGACUCUUCCAACCCGUCCUACAGCUGCUUUGUUCCAGGCUCCCGCAAUACCCACAGCCCUUCUCCGGGCAGGACCUGGCCCAAUCCGAGCGACUCCCACAUCUAUUCUAUUUGCACCCUACUGAUGUUUCCAGUCUACAGAAGGUCCCUAUGGACCACCGUUAGGAAAAGAGGCAGAAGGAAGUACACCAGCUUUCUGUAUAAUUUGUAAACAACUGGGUUUCGAAAGCGCUGUGCUUGAUCAUUCCUCAAGAAAACAGGCUGUGGGAUUCUUCGUUGGCAGGUGCUGCAAUCUAGAGGACAUCAGUUUGUUGCUGUUUGAGGUUUUCUUUUAUCUAAAAAAAUAAAUAAGCAGGUCAGUGAUUUACAGGAAGAAAAUACUGGUGCACAAAAUACAUCAAUUAUUUUUAAGUGGACAAAUGACCUGCGUUUUAGAGCAACGAAUGUGGAAUAUGUUCCUGGUCUGACUUGAAAACCAGAAUCUUCCUCCUUCAUGCAGAUGUACACAGGUCUCUGGAAACCAUCUGGACAGAUUCUGGUGUACAAAGAAAGCUAAGUAAAACAAGUGGUUAGAGGACCGAUGACAUCUCCAUAGCGGACUGUGAGGUUUUCUUUCCCGUGUGCUUCUGUUGCUAGGGCUUGUGUCUUAUUUUAGGCCUCAGUAUGAGUGUACCUUGUGUAGGACUUGAGUUUGUUCCCUUGUUUCAUUUUAAACUAUUUUCGUUGCUGUGGAAAUGUUUGGAAGCAGACCGUCUUAAACGCUUUUCUUUUUAAAAAUUAUUUGUGUCUUUAACAUUUUAUUUAGAAACAUUCAGAAUACAAAAGCCAUAUAUCAGAUAGCUAAGAUUUAUUGUAGUACCAUUUUCAUUUAACUUAUUUUGUUUGUUGUUGCUUUUCUUCUCCUCCAUCCUUACUGAUGUUGAGCAGCUUUAUCAAAAAACAAUUCCAUCAUGUAUAUGUUUACUAUAGCUCAUUGUUUCUCAAGACAAUGGUGCAGUGUAUUUAUUCUCAUAUAUAUAUAUAUAGUCAUUUUAAAAUUACUUUCCUAUAUAAUGAUGCUGCAUUUACUUGUGGCUCCCCAAUGCAAUAAUGUACAGAAGAUUAUAUAUAUAAUAUAAUUACUUGUCUCUUCUCUUUAAAGAAUAUAUAAUUGUCUUAACCUUCCUAUUCCCGCCUCCAUUUCAUAAUGGUGAUGAAGGCACCUCAUCUGUUGUUUGAAACAAUGAGGGUGCUCUCUGAAAACACGUUUACCUGCAAUCUGUAAAGAAUAAAAUAUAUGUGUAUUUUUUAAAAGCGAAUUUUUAAUAAAA
Pogona vitticeps (central bearded dragon) is the source of this 2547-nucleotide messenger RNA. NCBI's taxonomy places the organism in Eukaryota, Metazoa, Chordata, Lepidosauria, Squamata, Agamidae. The record is from RefSeq and is a predicted model, not a curated record.